AUGGGAAGAAAGAGUAACCAACGCAAAUCGAGCGGAGCUCGCAGUCAUCACUCGUCGCAACGCUCGUCACUGCCACUGAUAACGAUGCCGCCCUUCAAGGAUGAGCAUAUCUUGCUAAUUGCGCCGGGUUCGCAAAUGACCUUGGCGCAGCUCGGCCUGCCUGAAACAUUCACGCCCGCGCGAUUUCGGUUCCCAACGCGCAUGUUCCCUGCUGAGAAGAAGGGAGAAUAUGAGCCUUACCGUGUUCUCGAGAGACGUCAAGAGGUCAAGGUCAACAAUGGCACGGACACAAAGCCGGACGUGGAGAUGAAGGACGCUGAAUCCGCUGCUGAUGGGACCACUGUCAAGACCGACGAAAAUACUCAGAAUAAUGACGAGUCAACCAAGACUAUUGAAGAAGUCUUCUACGAGGAGGACCUGGCAUCCGACGAAGGGGCAAUCUAUCCGAUCGAGAACGGGCGCAUCGUCGACUGGCCCUGUUUCUUCGCCCUGCUCACUCACAUCCACAAUACCUUGAGCCCACCUUUCCACACUCCGAUUAUGCUUGUUGGUCAGCCCGUCUGGUCCGCACGCGAUCGCGAAGCGAUCACUCAAUUCGUCUUCGAGAAGUUUAAGGCACCCGCGUUUAAUCUUAUGGACUCUGCUCUUGCGGCUUGCUACGGCUAUGGUACACCUACCGCCACUGUUGUCGAUGUUGGAAAGGGCAAGGUUGAUGUCACUGCUGUGACCGACUUCGCGGUCAACGAACACGGCAGAGGAAUCGCACUGGAGGGGUGUGGUGGAGACGCUAUGACCGAUCGUCUUGUUGAGCUGCUGGGUCCGAAGGGAUUUACCAGAGAGAUGUGCGAGCAACUCAAGCGAAGCAAUAUUACUGAGAUUCUUCCCCCAGGAACCCCACUGCCUGGUUCCUCUGCUACUGCUCGCCAGGGCGCCAACCCUGCUGCUGUUGCCUCGACGGGCGGAUCAGAAGGAGAUGAGUCGGCUCCGCGCGGUCCAGGAGACGGCACUCAGACAGGAAUAGAGGGGGAUAAUGGUGACGAUGAUGAGGGUGUUCUCGAUGUCGCUGCGAUUGUCAGCGGCAACCCCACUGAAUACCUUGCCAAUGUCGAGAAGGAGAAGACAACUACCAAGAAAGGCGCAGCUGACCCCAAGGGAACCCGCCUGCCUAACUCGAAAAAAGAGAAGGCGUCCUUCCAGUUCGAGGAAUUUGUUCCGGUGGAAGGAGAGAAGGCUGCAGCCCACGGUGCUCGGCAGUACACUCGUCGUACUCGAGAUAUUGAAGUCAGUGUUGAGCGUUUUCUUUUGACUUCGCCGCGCUCGAAGGUUGGAAACCGCUUGACCAGCGGUAUCCUCGAGGACAUUGCGACUCAGAUUCACCACACUAUUCUUGCCGUUCCAGAUGCUACAAAGCGAAGCGAGCUUUGGGACUCUUUAAUUAUCGUUGGAUGUGGAAGCAAAGUCAAGGGUUUCACACAGGCCUUGCUGGCUGUCAUCACGCAAAAGUUCAUACUUUCUCCAUCCGGCACCAUCUUCACGUCUGAAAUUCCUUCGAACUUCACCACCCCUCUUCCAACCGGUGCCAACACACCCGCUCCUGGCCAGAUGUACCACCCCUCGGCAGCUGGAGUAAACCCUCUCCUUGUGGCUGCAACUCACAACAACCCCGGUAUGCCCGGCACGCCCUCCAUGGACCCCGGCAUGUUGUCACACUACCGCUCAACCGGCCACUCCCAAACCCCAACCUCAGUCAAGACUCUAAAGCUUCCUGAGUAUUUCCCGGACUUCAAAGACCAGGGCAACAGCAACGCUCCCGGCGCCAGUGGUGGCAGUGCUGGGGGUAACCCAGGAGCGUCCGGCACAUCCCAGGGUGGCCAUGGAAUAGAAGAGGCCAUUUUCCUCGGCGCUCAGAUGGCCGCCAAGGUUUUCUUUGUCAUUGAUCAGGGUCUCAGCAAGGGUUACAUGAGCCGUGUUGAGUACAACGAGAGCGGGCCGUCUGCAAUCCACGAGUACAUCUUGUAA
Molecule: messenger RNA, 2019 nt
Organism: Penicillium roqueforti
Lineage: Eukaryota; Fungi; Ascomycota; Eurotiomycetes; Eurotiales; Aspergillaceae
Exons: 3
Coding region: 1-2019 (672 amino acids)
Source: RefSeq, a predicted model, not a curated record